Messenger RNA from Talaromyces atroroseus, 1686 nucleotides. RefSeq names its product Serine/threonine-protein phosphatase 2B catalytic subunit. The coding region runs from base 1 to 1686 and encodes 561 amino acids. Lineage: Eukaryota; Fungi; Ascomycota; Eurotiomycetes; Eurotiales; Trichocomaceae. Gene Ontology annotation, cellular component: calcineurin complex; cytoplasm. Gene Ontology annotation, biological process: calcineurin-mediated signaling; fungal-type cell wall organization. Gene Ontology annotation, molecular function: calmodulin binding; calmodulin-dependent protein phosphatase activity. The transcript has 4 exons. The record is from RefSeq and is a predicted model, not a curated record.
AUGGAUCGGCAGCUUGAGCAUGCGGUGACGCACAAAAAGCCCGUCCCCGAGAUUGACUUCACCUUGCAUCGGAUGGAAGAUGGCACCCAAGUGUCAACAUUGGAACGAGUUUGCAAAGAGGUGCAGGCGCCCGCGCUCACAGUUCCGACCGACGAGAGUUUCUGGUCACCAGAAGACCCAGAAAAGCCAAACUUGCCUUUUUUAAAGCAGCACUUCUAUCGCGAAGGCAGACUUACUGAGGAACAGGCGUUAUGGAUUAUCAGCAAAGGUACCGAAUUGCUUCGUUCGGAGCCUAACCUUCUUGAGAUGGACGCUCCUAUCACAGUGUGCGGCGAUGUGCAUGGCCAAUAUUACGACUUGAUGAAAUUGUUCGAGGUUGGCGGGGAUCCCGCCGAAACCAGGUAUUUAUUUUUGGGGGAUUAUGUCGACAGAGGCUAUUUUAGUAUCGAGUGCGUACUAUACCUGUGGUCGCUCAAAAUCUGGUAUCCAAACUCUCUUUGGCUGCUACGAGGAAAUCAUGAAUGUCGCCAUCUGACCGACUACUUCACCUUUAAACUCGAGUGCAAACACAAGUAUUCCGAGCGCGUCUACGAUGCAUGCAUGGAGUCCUUUUGCGCUCUACCCCUCGCUGCAGUGAUGAACAAGCAGUUCCUCUGUAUUCAUGGAGGGUUGAGUCCAGAGUUGCACACCCUUGAGGAUAUCAAAGCUAUCGAUCGAUUCAGGGAGCCGCCGACGCACGGAUUGAUGUGCGACAUUCUUUGGGCCGAUCCGCUGGAAGAGUUCGGACAGGAGAAGACAGGAGAUUAUUUCAUGCACAAUCACGUGCGAGGAUGUUCCUAUUUCUUCUCAUAUCCCGCUGCCUGCGCUUUCCUAGAGAAGAAUAAUCUGCUAUCGAUUAUCCGGGCGCAUGAAGCUCAAGAUGCCGGUUAUCGAAUGUACCGAAAGACCCGUACGACCGGUUUCCCAAGUGUGAUGACGAUCUUCAGCGCGCCCAACUACCUUGAUGUCUAUAACAACAAGGCUGCUGUUCUCAAGUAUGAGAAUAAUGUGAUGAAUAUCCGUCAAUUUAACUGCACGCCUCACCCUUACUGGCUCCCUAAUUUCAUGGAUGUCUUCACCUGGUCGCUACCUUUCGUGGGAGAGAAAAUCACAGAUAUGCUGAUUGCCAUCCUGAACACCUGCUCCAAAGAAGAGCUUGAAGACGAGACGCCCUCGUCCGUCUCCCCUACCUUACCCUCUCCCCCAUCUGCCACUGAGAAAGAAAGAGACGAGCAGACGGACUUCAAGAGACGUGCAAUCAAGAACAAAAUCUUGGCCAUUGGUCGUCUGUCCCGAGUUUUCCAGGUGUUGCGUGAGGAAUCCGAGCGAGUCACUGAGCUCAAGACUGCAUCUGGCGGUCGUUUACCGGCCGGAACCCUCAUGUUGGGUGCUGAAGGCAUCAAGCAAGCAAUUCACAAUUUUGAAGAUGCGCGCAAGGUCGAUCUGCAGAACGAGCGACUUCCUCCAUCACAAGAGGAGGUUGUCCGUAAGAGUGAGGAGGAUCGAAAGGCUGCACUGGAGAGGGCUAAACACGAGGCCGAUAACGAUCCUAGCCUAGCCACCGUCGCUAGGCGUAUUAGCAUGUCUGGCAACAGACGCCGGAGAGAGGCCCCCAAUCGAGAAGCUCCCAACCCCGAAUCCUCUUAA